AUGGGUUUGGGUGUCGAGUCUGGCGUUGUCAUCGUCGAGUUUGAGAUGAGGGGUGUUGAAGUUGGCCAUGGUGUUGACGGGCUUGGAGUUGAUGACGCAGGAGUUUCUGAACUAGGCGGGGGGCAACUCGAGGUAGGUGCAGGUGCCGGUUCAGGCUUGACGACGGUCGUGGUAGUCUCUUGGGUGACUGUCUUUUCCGGACUGACCACUUCCACCGUCUUUGUUGUUGCGACUGUCGAGGUAGCUGCUGGUGGUGCCUGA
Molecule: messenger RNA, 261 nt
Organism: Pyrenophora tritici-repentis Pt-1C-BFP
Lineage: Eukaryota; Fungi; Ascomycota; Dothideomycetes; Pleosporales; Pleosporaceae
Source: RefSeq, a predicted model, not a curated record